Molecule: messenger RNA, 2860 nt
Organism: Myzus persicae (green peach aphid)
Lineage: Eukaryota; Metazoa; Arthropoda; Insecta; Hemiptera; Aphididae
Product: glucose dehydrogenase [FAD, quinone]-like
Exons: 9
Coding region: 1085-2857 (590 amino acids)
Molecular function (GO): ecdysone oxidase activity; flavin adenine dinucleotide binding
Source: RefSeq, a predicted model, not a curated record
UAUGAGUUAUAUUUAAUAAUAUGUAUACUCUUUAGUCAAAGAUAGAUGGUUAUAGGUUCGAACUACUUUUCACCCAAUAUAUUGAUUACAGACAAUAUUUCCGUUCUUGUUAGGGUACACUGUUUAGGGGUAAUAUGCAGAGUAAAUUUAAAAAUGAAAGAGACACUAUGUUGCAAAAUCGUCUACUUGGAUACUCCCUGGACACUGGGUUGGCAUUAAAGUCUUAAACAAGAGUGUUGUUUGAAGAAGAAAAUAUGUUGCUCAUUGACUUUUCUGCAUUCAAUGCUAUGUAGGUAAUGCAUUGAAUACAUUUUCAAGUUCAUCUCAAUGUUAGUAGACCUAUUAUAGUUACCCAAUAUGUCAACACCGACUUAUGGCGUAUUAUGGUAAAGGUGUUAAUAAAGGCCAUGGUAUAAAUAACUUCAAAUUAGUCAAAAUAUGUCGUAAAUAUUAUUGUACAUAUAAAAUAUAUUAUAUUAUUAAUUUACAUGAUAUCGAAAAGUUUAGUCCCCAAGAACAAUAUGUUUUUAAAGCAAUACAACUAAGACCGAGACAGAUGUUUAACUUGGCGACGAGCUGACCUCUACCCCACCCAUAUAACUAUAUAAGUAUAUAACGAGUACAGAAGGAACCUCGGUGGCGACUUUUUUUCGUUUGCUAUAGUGCCAUACUGCCAUACUGCCAUGUAGUAAAGAAACACACCCUUGUGCAUAAAUCGGCGAUAUUCCUUACCGGUGUAACUCAAGUCGUAACCUUGAAUGAUAUAAUGGAAAAAGUCUACCUAGUACCUACUACGGUAUUUUGAUGAAAAUUGAAGGUACAUUAGGAAAGUUAGAAAAACAAACAGUGGAAAAUCGAUUAAACAUUGUGUGUCAACAUUUUGCUGAAGACAAACCAAAUAUUCUCAUUUUUUUUGAAAAUUGCAAAAACCUAUAAGCCUGUAUCUACUAUUUUGUGUAUCUCAAUAAAUUUUAGGUUUAAGAACAUGAUCAAUGGAUAUAAAUUACUCAAAAAAAAAUAUUUAUUCACAUCAGGUGACACAGUUGUAACUGUUAUAAGGAUAUAAGGACAGAUUCUGCCAUCUAUGGGCAAGUCCGUGGUGAUUUUAAGUAAAGUAAAGGAAUUUCAAUUCAAUACCUACUUGGGCGGAGGAACAGCAGGUAUUGCUGUAGCUUCGCGUUUAGCAGAAAAUGAAGCACAUACCGUUUUAUUAAUUGAAGCUGGACCCAAAGUGUCAUUAUUACACGAUAUACCUCUUGCCACACCAAUGUUCCAAAAGUCACCAAUUGAUUGGAAACAUCAGACAGAGUCACAACAGGACGCAUGUCUUGCAAUGAAAAAUAAUUCUAGUCAAUGGCCCUCAGGAAAAGUCUUAGGGGGCAGUAGUCGCAUCAAUUUCAAUAUUCAUAUAAGAGGUCAUAUUUCUACAGAUUAUUUAUCGUGGCAAUCUGAACAAGAUUGGACCAAAGAGGAUGUGCUUUACUACUUCAACAAAUAUGAAAAAGCUGAUACAUAUAAUAGAUCACCCAAUAAAAAACAAUUCUUCAGUCGUCAGCCAACACAUGUGACGCCAAUUGCAACAGCUAUACUUGAGGCGGCCAAUGAGUUGGACUUUAAUACUUCAUUUGAUAUGAACAACGAUGGUUUUCAUAUUUCCAGACGAGAUGGUGGUAGUUUCUCGUUGACACCAGUGUCAAUAAGAACAGGAGCAAGAUUAAGUGCUGAACACCUAUAUUUAAAAUCAAGAAAAAAAAAAAACUUAACUGUGCUCACAAAUGCUCUAGUUACAAAGGUGCUGUUUAAAUAUAAUUACGAAGCAAAUGGAGUUAUGUACAACAGAUUUGACCAAGUUUAUAAAGUAUAUGCACUUAAGUCGGUAGUCAUGUCUGCAGGAACAUUGAAUACGGCAAAAAUACUUUUAUCGAGUGGUAUUGGACCAGCACACCAACUUAAACCAUUAGAAAUCCCUGUAAUUGCGGAUUUAGCAGUGGGAGAAAACUUACAAGACCACAUUAUUACUGGAUUGGAUAUGAUAACUUUAGAAAAAUCAUUGGGCUUAACUUUUAAAGAUUUUAUAUCACCAAUAAACAUUUACAAAUACUUUUUCAAAGGAACUGGCAUCUGGACACAUCCAGGAUGUGAAGCUGUUGGUUUAUUACAACUACCAUCAGAUAAAAAAAACUUCUCAGUGUCAUCCCCCGAUUUACAAUUUAUGCUUUUACCUUAUGGGGUAUCAUCCGAUGCAGGAGCAGCAUACUUCAACCACUUGAAUUUUAAAAAUAAAAUUUGGAAUGAAUAUUUUCAACCACUUGUGGGAAGACAAGUCAUUUCAUUAGCACCAGUACUAUUGCAUCCUCAAAGCAGUGGAUACGUGAAGUUAGACAUUAAUCGUGAAAUUGUUGUUCAGCCAAAUUAUUUACAAAAAUCACAUGAUGUCAAUGUGUUAGUCCAAGGAAUGAAAUUGGUGAAAAAAUUUGCAGAAACCAAAACAUUAACUAAACUCGGUGCUAAGUUUAACACAAAACAUUUUCCUGGUUGCAAAAAAUAUAAGUUCGGAUCAGACCAUUAUUGGGAAUGUUACAUUAGACAUAUGACAUUAACUUCUUAUCAUCCCGUUGGAACAUGUAAAAUGGGAAGUAUCUAUAAUAAAAGUGUAGUGGAUCAUUCAUUGAGAGUGUAUAAAUUAAAUAAAUUGUAUGUGAUUGAUGCAUCAAUAAUGCCUUCCAUGCCAAGUGGGAAUAUAAACGCUGUUGUUGCAAUGAUAGCUGAGAAAGGAGCUGAUCUAAUAAAAAAGCAUUGUUUUCAAAGGACUCAAAAAUGUAAAAUCACAGACUUCUUAUAUUAUGGUAAUAAAUAAUAA